AUGAACCGAGACGGAAAGGUUCUCUUUGCUAUUGACAAGGAUACUGGCGACCAAGUUCACAUUGUGAUCGAGUGUGCCGAUCACAAGCCCUUGGUCGUUCAGAAAUCCCCCAUCACUAGGCACUCCGACUACUUCAGAGCCUGCCUGAAACACGAUUUCUGGGAAUCGAGGAGUUCCACCAUCCAAGUCCUCGAAGUUGACGCUGAGUUGAUGACCUUGUACCUGAGUUUCGCACAUAUCAAGGUCAAGAAGUCGCCCGAGCUCGGAAGUGUCGGCACCAUUUCGAUAACCGAUUUUCUGACCAUCGCCGACUGGCCGCGCCUCAUCAACCUCUACCAGCUCCUCGGCUAUAUCCAAAACGAGGAGCUCCUAGAGAUUACAGGCCGUGUCAUCCAACAGGUCAUCUCUUUCGGACACUGCUCCGUGCUCACCCCCGCGACGGAAGGCGCAGAAGUCGACCGCUGCUUCGAGGCCUAUGCGGAGGCCUUGACACGCUCGACCCCGACCAUCCAGCCCAGGCCAAGUUCCGAAAUGAAAUGGUCGCACGAUUCUUCAGGCGAGUUCAUUGUGAUGUUUUUGUUAGCCGUCAUCACGCGUUAG
Colletotrichum godetiae is the source of this 600-nucleotide messenger RNA. RefSeq lists its product as uncharacterized. Bases 1 to 600 code for a protein of 199 amino acids. The record is from RefSeq and is a predicted model, not a curated record. Gene Ontology annotation, molecular function: protein binding. The transcript is spliced from 2 exons. NCBI's taxonomy places the organism in Eukaryota, Fungi, Ascomycota, Sordariomycetes, Glomerellales, Glomerellaceae.